GACAAAGCAGAAAGUACGCUAAGCCCUACAGCCCUGAUGUGCUGCUUCCUAAAUAUUUACCAAGCACAGGUCAUGAGUCUCUUUAAAGCCCACCUCGAAGAUUCUCGAGCUUUGUCGUAUAUAGCCCUUCCAUUUGACUGAUGAAGGUCCUCUCCUCUAUCUUUUUCGCCAUCCUCGCAAUUGCUACAGCAAUUUACAACAACCCAUAUAUGCUAGCACGCUUCACCAGCUUAACCAAGCACUUCACACCUACACGCAACUUCACAACUACCUCUACAGACAUGGCUUCCAAUAUGUUCCGCGGCCUGCCCGUCAUCCCAGACGAGCAAUUCAGCACCACAGCACCCCGCAAGAUCGCCAAGUCCUUCCUUGCGAUCGAGCAGUCUGAAGGCGCUGGCGCGCGCGUCCGCCGCUCUGUUGGCACACCCAAACUCCGCAACUUCUCGCCCUUCCUUAUGCUCGAUCAUUUCAGCAUCCCCCCUGGCGCUGGUUUCCCCGACCACCCUCACCGUGGACAAGAGACUAUCACAUAUCUGCUAUCUGGUGCUGUGGACCAUGAGGACUUCGCAGGCAACAAGGGCACAAUCGAGACAGGCGAUUUGCAAUUCAUGACUGCAGGGAAAGGAAUCGUGCACGCCGAGAUGCCGAGACAGAACGAGAACGGCGACGCGAACGUAGGAAUGCAGCUCUGGGUCGAUCUGCCCAAGGAACUCAAGUCCUGCGAACCGAGGUACCGCGAUCUGCGAGCCAAGGAGAUCCCUCAGGCCACAUCAGAAGACGGCAAAGUCACGGCGAAGGUUAUCUCUGGUCAAGCCUAUGGUGUAGAGUCUCUGAAGGAACUGGCGUACACACCCGUCUGGCUUCUGGACUUCACAGUCCAGCCCGGCGGUACCGUCAAGCAGUCUUUGCCCAAGGGCUGGAAUGCCUUCGCGUACCUGUUGAACGGCACCACAAUAUUCUCUUCUGGCGGCGAGUCGCGACCGAUUGAGCAGUACCACAAUGUUGUUUUUGAGUCGGACGGUGACAGCAUCGAAGCUUCGGUCGAAGAGGGCGCAGAGAAAGAGUCGAGAUUCAUUCUUGUCGCUGGCCUGCCGCUUGACCAGCCCAUUGUACAGUAUGGACCUUUCGUUGUGACAUCGAGAGACGAGGUCAUUCAGGCCAUGACUGACUACCAAACACAUUCUAACGGUUUUGAGAGGGCGCACAACUGGGAAAGUGAGAUUGGAAAGAGUAUGGUUCAUUAGAGUAGGGUUUUUUACCAACGACGCUGAUGUGAAGACAUUUAUGUACAUAGUUUUCUAGCUUUCAACUCGUUCGAGCAAAUUCAAGUUUCGUUCUAUAUCCUA
Messenger RNA from Boeremia exigua, 1346 nucleotides. Its product is annotated as RmlC-like cupin domain-containing protein. The record is from RefSeq and is a predicted model, not a curated record. NCBI's taxonomy places the organism in Eukaryota, Fungi, Ascomycota, Dothideomycetes, Pleosporales, Didymellaceae. The transcript has a single exon. Bases 141 to 1244 code for a protein of 367 amino acids.